Atta colombica is the source of this 1119-nucleotide messenger RNA. Its product is annotated as lysosomal aspartic protease-like. Lineage: Eukaryota; Metazoa; Arthropoda; Insecta; Hymenoptera; Formicidae. The record is from RefSeq and is a predicted model, not a curated record. The transcript has 8 exons. Gene Ontology annotation, biological process: proteolysis. Gene Ontology annotation, molecular function: aspartic-type endopeptidase activity. Bases 1 to 1119 code for a protein of 372 amino acids.
AUGUUUCAACUUUUCGUGGCGGUAGCGAUACUUUCUGUGUUGAUCAACGCAGAAUUGCAAAGAAUUCCGCUACAUGAAAUAAAUUUUACUGGAAGAUCGAUUGGCAUCGAUCAUCGACGGAGUCGUUCGGUUUUUACCGUUAUAAAAGAAUAUUUGAUUCAUGAUAUAGAUUUUGCAUACUAUGGCAUUAUCUCAAUAGGAACUCCACCACAGAAAUUUAAAGUACUUUUUGCCACUAGUUCUCCACAUUUCUGGGUACCAUCUAUAAAUUGUGAUUUUUCUACUUGCUAUAAAUAUAAUAAAUAUGAUGGAACUAAAUCGGACACAUAUGUACAAGAUGAUACUCCAGUGGACAUUGAAUACAAUGAUGGUGAUCUAUCUGGAUAUUUAUCUGGUGAUACAGUGAAUAUUGCUGGUCUUGACGUUCCACAUCAAAUAUUUGUAGAAGCAACAAGGAUACAGCGAUAUAGCUCUCAUUUGAUGAAGUACGAUGGUAUCUUAGGAAUGUGUUAUCCCAUAAGAACUGCUGAAGGAACAAUUCCUGUCCUUACAAACAUGAAUCAACAAAAUUUGUUAUCGAAAUCCGUUUUUAGUUUCUAUUUAAAGCGAUAUUCUUCACUAGUUGAUAGUGAAUUAAUAAUUGGUGGCUCUGACCCCGAUCUUUACAAUGGCGAGCUUACCUAUGUUCCUGUUACCACUGAUGGAUACUGGCACUUUAUAAUAAAUCGAAUUUAUAUAAGACAUAGCACCAUCUGUUUGCACUGUGAAGCUAUCAUCGACACGAGCACUUCCCAGAUAAUUGGACCGUCAAUAGAAAUCGAAGCUAUUAACAGAUACAUAGGACUUGAAAUUAAUGGAGUAACAAUUGUGGACUGUAACAAGAUUUAUAAUUUGCCCAGUAUCUACUUCGACCUAGGUGGUAAAUCAUUUGAACUUACUAGUGAAGAUUAUAUUAUUAAGCUCAAACGAUAUAAUCAUACUAUAUGUACAAGCGCCUUUAUAGAUACAGUUUUGUAUGAGAACAGUCCAACAUGGAUUUUGGGUAAUGUAUUUCUUCGUCGGUACUAUACGGAGUUCGAUAUGAGAAACAAUCAAGUGGGAUUUGCUCCUGCAAAAUAA